This is a messenger RNA of Ceraceosorus guamensis, 1941 nucleotides long. Its product is annotated as EF-hand. The annotation marks the transcript as partial. Gene Ontology annotation, cellular component: cytoplasm; plasma membrane. The transcript is spliced from 4 exons. Gene Ontology annotation, biological process: endocytosis; endosomal transport. Gene Ontology annotation, molecular function: calcium ion binding; protein binding. The record is from RefSeq and is a predicted model, not a curated record. NCBI's taxonomy places the organism in Eukaryota, Fungi, Basidiomycota, Exobasidiomycetes, Ceraceosorales, Ceraceosoraceae.
AUGACUACUCCGGCUGGGUCAGGGCCUGUGGCCCCUCUUCAGCUCACCCCGCUAGAGCGACCAGCCUUUGCUGCACUGUUCGCAGCCGCCGAUCCCGCCUCGAGUGGCAUCAUCACCGGAUCCUCGGCCGUUCAAUUCUUUUCCAAGUCCAGACCCGCGCUGGAUGGCACCGUUCUGGGCGCUAUCUGGAGCCUCGCAGAUCGCGCAAAUAAUGGUUUCCUGGGCAAAGCGGAAUGGGCCGUCGCAAUGCGUCUGCUCGGGCACGCCCAGCGUGGUACCGCGGCGGACCAAUUGGAAGGUAUGCUCUCCCAGCCUGGACCGCCGCCUAGCUUUGAAGGUGUCACGCUCCCGGGCGCUCAGGCUACGCCGACUCGGGCGAGCUCUGUUGCUCAAGUGCCACAAGUGUCGCCGGCAGAUCGAGCGCGAUAUACUCGCAUCUUUGCCAGCUCUGGACCUGUCAACGGUCUACUAGACGGCGAGAAAGCAAAGGGCAUUCUGGUCCGAUCGAAGCUCCCUUUCGACCAGCUUGGUCAAAUCUGGGGACUCGCGGAUACACGUUCUCGCGGUGCUCUGGACUUGACGGAUUUCAUCAUCGCCAUGCACUUCCUGCAAGCUUCGAUGAAUGGCUCCCUUGGUAGCGCUGGGCUUCCGGCGACCCUACCACCGGGUCUAUACGAGCAGGCCGCCGGAGGCGCUGCUGUCCCUCCCGGCAGUCCCUCUCGUGGCUUGACAGCGCAGCACACUGGCGGCAGUAUUCCCGGUGGUAUUCCGCGGCAGCUCACUGGGCAGGGAGCAAGACCCUCUGGUUUCUUGAGUCCGCAGCAGACGGGCGCUCCUGCUGCAGUGCCCACGCUGGCAGGCGACUGGCUCGUUAGUCCCGCAGAUAAGGCGAAGGCUGAUCGUUUCUUCGACGGGCUGGAUACCGAGCGUAAAGGUACGCUGGAAGGUCAAGCUGCUGUGCCUUUCUUCAUGCAGAGCGGCCUUCCAGAAGCAACUCUUGCCCACGUCUGGGAUCUGUCCGACAUUACUCAGUCUGGUAAUCUGAGCCGGGACGAAUUUGCUGUGGCAAUGCACCUCAUCAAUGGGGCUUUGACCGGAUCGCAACUGCCUCAAGAGCUUCCUGCUGGCUUGAUUCCGCCCAGUCUACGGGGGCGAGAUCUUCCGGCUGCCGUCAAUCCUCAAGAGUCUGACACCCAAAAAGAUCUGUUCAGUCUUAUGGACGACGACGAACCCACCGCACUUCCAGUGAAUCCUGCCAGUGCCUUUGUCAAGCCAACAUCUUCGGUAUCUGCUGUUCCGCCACCUCCCGCACCGAAGGGCACCGGUCCUUUCGACGACGACUUCUUCAGCGGGCCUGUGGCAGCUGCAGCUACCCCAAGCGCUCUGUCUCCUGCCGUCACCGGCAACAAUUCGGCAAUCCGAGCUGCAGCGUCACCUGUGCCGCCGGUUACCGACGCUUCGGCCGAGGUGGGCAACAAGAGACUGGCUCUGGACAGCACAAACAAAGCGCUCACCGGGCUGCAAAGUAAACGAGCCGAACUCGAGCAGACCGUAAGCACGAACUCUACAGAUAUCGCUGAGCUCGAAUCGCGUCUGACCGUCGUGCGAGCAACUCAUGACAAGGAGUCUGCCGCAGUGAAGACACUCCAAGAGAGGGCGACGUCGCAGGCAGCUGAGCUCAAGACGCUCCGCGAAGAGACGAUUCGGGCGGAAAGCGACCUUUCAGCUCUGCGAGCUGAAAAGGACGAGAUAGAGCAGACCGUGCUCCGCGAUCGCGAGGACGUGCGCGAUAUGAAGAAGCGUAUGGCAGAGCUGCAGGCCGAGAACAACACACUUCGUACUGCGCUCGAGAAGCUUCGAAAGGAAGCUCGUCAGCAGAAGGGAUUGACUGCAAUCUCGAGGAAGCAAUUAUCAUCUGCAGAGAGCGAAGGCGAUAAGCUC